Molecule: messenger RNA, 3033 nt
Organism: Osmerus eperlanus (European smelt)
Lineage: Eukaryota; Metazoa; Chordata; Actinopteri; Osmeriformes; Osmeridae
Product: CDGSH iron-sulfur domain-containing protein 3, mitochondrial-like
Exons: 6
Coding region: 1272-1664 (130 amino acids)
Cellular component (GO): mitochondrion
Molecular function (GO): 2 iron, 2 sulfur cluster binding
Source: RefSeq, a predicted model, not a curated record
AAACUGCGUGACGGAAGAGACCUCGCCCUGGGGUUUAUGUUUACCGACCAGCCUACCUGAGGACACCAUAUUGUUUCAAUCAUACUUUUUGGUACAGAGCCAAGUUUCUCUUCGGAGUUUUCGUGCUGCUCCUUCUGCGUUUAGAGAGAAUAUUUACGUGUGUAGAGCUAGAUUUUUUUUAUUUCCUCGUAUCUACCAGGGAAGUAGCCUAUCCAAAUCUGAAGUAUACUCUACUCAGUUAGUUGCGACAAAAAUGAACGCUGUUAUAGCCGUGCGUCAAGGAUGUAUUGUAACAUUCAGACUACCUCAAGUUAUAGCAACACUGCCAACUUCAUUUAUGCUGUACUCCACGAAGACCUCCCAGGCAGUUGUGGCGGCAAGGAUGCCCUGUAGGGUGAAGGUGACCGGAGGCAAACGCUAUUCAUGGUGCACCUGUGGCCACAGCAAGAAACAACCCUUCUGUGACGGUACUCACAGGACAAAAGCGCCCAGCUUUUCUUCUUUACGUUUCACUCCAGAUAAAGACAAGACACUUAUGCUGUGUGCCUGUAAGCAAACCAAAAACGCGCCGUUCUGUGAUGGCACGCAUUUUAAAGUCAUCUUCACUGACAUUGGGAGCUUAGUGAAAAAAGUAUUUAAAUCUUAAACUGAAAAUAGGUAUUAUAUCAUGCCAAACGGUAUAUUCCAUACCAUCCCAGUAUGUAACACAAUAUACAUUUUAAAUGUAAUCUGAGUCCGUCCUUAUUUCAUAUAUUAGAUUAAAAAGUGCCUUAAAAUAGAUUUGUCAGUGCUUGCAAUAAUGUAACAUGCCUUUUUUGUUGUUUUCUGUUGUUAUAAUAUAGCCAAAUGUUAUGUAGAGAAUAGACAUUAGCCAAUGUUCUGUAGUGUACGUACAGAAGGGAGCAGUUCAGGUUUUUAGAUUUUUGAUAGAAAAACUACGCAGCAACCAUAUGCGUCAUGCAACAACAAUGGGGGAAGAAAUUACGACAUACUAUUUUGCGCUGCAAAAAAACAGUAACCAAUCGAAAUGUCAUUAGACCACGUGGAUAAUCCGGAAAUGAUCUCUGUAUGACCUAGCGUUUGCUUUUAAAUCUCAGUUUUCCCCUUGUUGCUAAAGUGGGCGGUAAGCCUUUGGUGGCCUGAACUGUUUACGUUUCAGAUAAUGACAAGUUAUAAAAGGUUGGUUUUGUUUGGUCGUUGCUAGAUAAUAAUACGCAAGACCUGCAUUAUGACUUGAACACUUGACCACACUUGACAACAGAAAGGGAAACAUGAGCAUAAUAAUGUCAGAGACGAUCGGCAUAUGGGUCACGACAACCUUGCGACAACCUUGGAUAUUAUCGAAAAUAGCGGCUCCGAAGGCCCAGUUAUCCACUCUCCCCUCAGAGCCAGUCAUUGCUUCCAAAAAGCCUUUGAAGGUGGAGCUUGUUGGUGGAAAACGUUACUCAUGGUGUACUUGUGGACACAGUAAGAAACAGCCUUUCUGUGACGGUGCGCACAAGACAAAAGCCCAGGGCCUCGCGCCUCUACGGUUCGUCCCCGAGCAGGACUCCACGGCGUGGUUGUGUGGCUGCAAGUACACCAACAACCCUCCUUACUGUGACGGCACACACAAGCAGGACUUUAUCAAAUCCGCCCAGAUACCGGACCAGACCAACUGUUGAAGGGGAGCUGAAGUGUGUGUGUGUGUAACACAUUUCCUGUGGUCCCUCUAGGUCCUAGAGUCUAGGACCUCUAACGUAGGUCGUCUGGUAGGUCUUCUUGGUUCUACGGCUUUGAAUGAGUUUCUUUCACUUAGGGAACUGAUGGUGAAUUUUAUAUAGUGCAGACUUGUUUUCUGCACAUGAUGGAGCAAGGCGAUGCUAGUCCUUUUGAGCUUGUCUUAUGACUGUAUCCUAAUUUGUAUAGUAUUUUGGCUUUAUUUUAAGAUUUACUGUUCAGUAUAAGGAAUUGUUUGGCUCACUGUGAUAUGCACUGAAUACAAAACACACAAGAGUACUCAAGUACUGCAUCUCAGGGUGAAUCCAUCACUUAGAAAAUGUAGCCUUCAGGUUAGCUUGCACUGGGGUUUUGUGAUUUCAAUGUUUGUCAAUAUAUGUUCCUACAAGGGGAAACAUAAAAAAUACAGAAAGAACAUAGCCAAAGCUGCAAUACUUGUUUUGUUUCACGGGUAGAAAAAAACUGAUUACUGUUAGAUUUGAGUUGGUUGAGGCAGUAAACGGUAGCAUCAGGAUGCAAGGCAGUCGUUACAUUUUGUACUUUCAUAAAAUCAGAACAAGACAACUCGAACCCUAGUAAGUAAACAUUUUAAUGACCUAAAACAUGCACAUAUGGCUGAUAAUCGUAGAAUAUCGCAGGAUGGUCCAAAAAACUUAAGGAAUGUCAUUGUGGAAAUACAACUGUUGACAAGGUCGAAUAUUCAAAUCCCUUGGAAUUCUAAAUAUCUGCCAUGAGAACAAGAAUACAUCAGAUUUCACUUGGACAUACUGAAAGUCUCACCCCCCCCCCCCCCCCUCUUCUGACAAAUGUAGUGAUUGAAGUUUAAAUAAUUUACAGUUGCUUUUGUAAUUGCAAAGCACACGAAAAGGUUCUAUGGUGUACUGUUUAGUCUGCAUUUUACUCAAUGAAAGUGCAUCUAAUAGGUAUUGUUCUUGAAAUUAGUUUGGGCCAUUGAAACCAUUUAAAAGUGUAGGCAGUCUGUCACAAUACUGGCAAAGAGAAGACAAAACAUAUUGCCUUCAGUCAUCAAAUGCUGUCAUUUGCAUCGCAAUGCCUUUAAGCAAUUUGCCUAAGCUAAUAUUUAAGCCAAAUCAAUGGGAGACCCUACUGCAUAUACAAUACAAAACAAUAUCUUGUAUAAAAAGAUACUUUAUACAUAUGUAUGCACACAUGCUCACAUUGGAUACAUACUGUACAUUUUGUAUGUGUGUUUUGUACUAGUCUAACACACAUAACCACACACACACUCACACACACGUAUACAAAUGUCUAUUUGGCUGCUGUUUAGUCUUGAGGCCCGAUCUCAACUGUUGU